Molecule: messenger RNA, 840 nt
Organism: Eurypyga helias (sunbittern)
Lineage: Eukaryota; Metazoa; Chordata; Aves; Eurypygiformes; Eurypygidae
Product: adenylate kinase 7-like
Exons: 8
Source: RefSeq, a predicted model, not a curated record
UAUUUAUCCAGAUGUAUUGUUGGGGCAUCGCUUGAAAGCAUAGGAGAAGAAGAGGAGGAGGAAGAUGAAAAUAAUUCAGCUGCUGAAGUACCUAGUAGGCCAAAGGAGGGAGUUUACGAAAUAGUGGGUACCCUUUCUAAAUCGGAGAGUACUAAACCGUGUUUUGCAGCGGAAACAUAUGCAGUCUCUUCUCAAAAAGAGCUCUUACGUCACUUGCUUGAGUGUGAGAUUGUUUUAUAUAAUAUCACUGAGGAUGCAAAUCAGAUUGAGGAAGCAACAUGGGCUGCUUCUGCCCUACAUAAGGAAAUAGAGCAUUUUACAACACCUAAGUUAUUCAUCCUCAUUUCAACAAUAAUGAGCUGGGCUAAAAGCAACCCCCCUGACCCUGAAGAUCCUGAUAUUCCUUUCACUGAUGAAGAUUAUCUCAGAAGGAAAUGUCAUCCUAACUUUGUCGAUCACAAAAAUGCUGAAGAACUCAUUCUCAAACUUGGGAAAACUAACAAACAUAAAUUUUCAACUUAUGUUGUUGCCUCAGGACAUCAAUAUGGAUCUGGGGAAGGACUCUUACACUACUUUUUUAAGAUAGGUUGGCUUAGUGAGACUCCUGCAAUACCUAUUUUUGGAGAUGGAAACAAUUUUAUUCCAACCAUUCAUGUUCUUGAUUUAGCAGCGGUGUUACAGAAUGUAGCAGACCACAGGCCAAGAUCUCACUAUAUACUUGCAGUAGAUGCAUCUAUGCACACCCUUCAAGAAUUAAUAAAGUGUAUCAGUAAAAAUAUUGGACCAGGAAAAAUUGAGAAGAUUCCAAAAGAAAAUGCAUUCCUGAGCAAAGAGUUAACA